GGAAGGGCCGCCCCCCCGGCCAGCCUGCAGCAGAUGACGCGAGGUUGCACCGGUGGCUCCAGGCAGCCCAUCAGCUCUGCAGGACGCCUGCUUUGACCCAGCUGUUUCCCCUCCUCAGCUCUUCAAAGCAUGCUGUUCGAGCAAUAGGCUAUUCCUGUGUCCAAAGUAGUCUUCUACCGCGAACAUGAAUGAGAUCAAGAUUGCUGUGCUGGGCAGUGAAGGGGUCGGGAAGUCAGCUCUCAUCGUCCGGUUCCUCACCAAGCGCUUUAUUGGCGAGUACGCGUCCUCUUCAGAGUGCAUAUACAGAAAGCGUCUGUCUGUGGAUGGGAAGCAGAUCAAUCUCCAGCUCUAUGACCCGUGCUCUCAGGCCUGUGAGGGUAAGUCUACUGUGAACGAACAGAUCCACUGGGCUGAUGGCUUCAUUGUAGUCUACGAUAUCAGCGACCGCUCCUCCUUCCUCACUGCAAAGGCCAUAGUGCACCUCAUCAGAGAGCUACACCUGAGAACUGCCAAAAGGAACGUAGACUCGCUCAUAUUUCUGGUGGGCAACAAACAGGACCUUUGCCACGUGAGAGAGGUGCGGCGUGAAGAAGGUCAGUGUCUGGCUGCCGAGUCCCGCUGCCAGUUCUAUGAGUUGUCGGCGGCUGAGCACCACCAGGAAGUGGCGCUCAUAUUCUUCAAGAUGGUGCAAAACGCUAGCCUCGGCAGCAAGGCCAAAGAGCGCAGGAGACGCCCCAGCGGCUCCAAGUCCAUGGCCAAACUCAUCAACAACGUCUUCGGCAAACGGAGGAAAUCGGUGUGAAGUGUCAAAUACAAGGACGGCUGUCAGUCAAAGCUGGACCAAUGGCAUCUGACUCGGCUUUGUGUCUUUGAUUGUGUUUGGUGUUGCUGUUAAUUAAACUGACGACUACAUGUAUGAAGUGGUGAUGAUGUGAUGUGACGGUAGCACACAGCAGAGCCUGUUUUGCUGCUUACCCUCCACUAAUUCAUGCUUUUGCUCCUUUUAAAUAUUGGAAACCUUGCACGAGAGGCACGUGCUUAAGCAUUUCAGCAUUUCGGGAAAUGUUUGGAAAGUCAGUGACAUUUAAUCCAAGACAAACCAAUUACUUAUAAAAACUGUACUGCACAACUUCACAGCCAGGACUCCAAAAUAUUACGUUUCCAUACGUCAAAACUCGAGGGAAACAUAUUUUGUCCCGGAUUACGUUUGUUUUUGACGUGUCACAUGUGAUUUUUGCUAAUUGCUGAUACUUUGAAUGGGGAGCAUCGUCAGUUAAUGGUGUCAUUUUCAAAGCAUUGUUAGUCACACUCAUCGCUUCAUUGGAGCCUUUUCCCCCCUCGGACGACAAAUGAACCUGCCCUGUAAACUCACCUGUUAUUCUGGCGUUU
Molecule: messenger RNA, 1389 nt
Organism: Cottoperca gobio
Lineage: Eukaryota; Metazoa; Chordata; Actinopteri; Perciformes; Bovichtidae
Gene: rergla
Product: RERG/RAS-like a
Exons: 5
Coding region: 185-802 (205 amino acids)
Molecular function (GO): GTP binding; GTPase activity
Source: RefSeq, a predicted model, not a curated record